AUGGCUUCGAGCAAAAUCGAGCAUGUCAUGAUAGAAAUCAUCCCAGGACCCACAAACAGAGAGAGCAUCUUUCUUCUGAACGUAUACAGCAGUCCUAAGGACUUGAGACAGCGCUUCAAGACUCUCCUAUCCAAGGCCGUACAACUCUCCAGAGGAGCCCCCCUUAUUAUAGCGGGUGACUUUAAUGCUCCUCACCACACUUGGGGUUACUCGUACGACACUCGCAAAGGGGAGGACCUCUGGCGGGAAACGAUGAACCAAGACCUGAUGCUCGUAACGGACCCUGCGUUUCCCACCAGAUGUGGUACUUCGUCCAGCAGGGACACAACACCGGACCUCACCUUUGUCCGGAACGUGGCAGAAGUCAAUUGGACUAACCUCAACGUCGACUUUGGUAGCGACCACUACCUCUUGGCCACUGUCCUGCGGGUUGGACGGACAAGACAACACAAGUUCCGAGUGACCGAUUGGGACAAGUUCCGCAAGCUAAGAGAGGAGAGGUCUGAGGGCGAGGAGAAGCUCGACCUUGAACGCUGGACGGCGCAGAUCGGCGAGGACAUCCGGGCUACCACUAAGGAAAUCACCACGGACCUCCCCGUAGGAAAGAUGGACAGCAGAUUAGCUCAUCUUCUCGAGGCCAAACAGUCCCUCCUGACCCGGUGGAAGGGGCAGCGCCUCAAUCGCAGGCUUCGCAAGAAGAUAGCCGAGGUCAACAGAAGCAUUGAGGAACACUGUAAGGUCCUUUCUAAGCAGCAAUGGGACGAGGUUUGCAAUUCGGUAGACGGACAGAUGCGGAGGGGAGGCCCUUGGAACCUCCUAAAGCACCUGCUGAACGAGAACAACACCAAAUCGAACCAGAGAUGUACACUGACUCGCAUACUUCAUGCAGCUAGGCAAGGAUCCUCGGACAAUCAGGUACUGGCAGAACUGGUUGGGAAGUACCUACCAAUCGCCUCCGGCCCGCCACCUUCCGCCCCUGACUAUGCGGGGGGCGCUAACCCGGAACUGGACGCGGAAUUUGGAAUCGAGGAGAUCCGACAGGCCAUGCACGACCUAAACGGCAGGUCGGCCCCGGGUCCAGAUAAGAUCACGAACAAGGCCUUGAGAAACUUGGAUGACAGGUCGGUGGAGUACCUGACGGAUGCCAUCAACCAGGCGUGGAGGAGUGGUAGAGUCCCGGAGAUGUGGAAGACGGCCACCACUAUCCUCAUCCCGAAACCGGGCAAACCUCCCAGCCUCGACAACCUCCUGCCCAUCUCGCUCACGUCGUGCGUGGGUAAGGUGGCUGAACAUGCCAUCCUGAACAGGGUUUCCCGAUACCUGGAGGACCGCGACAUUUACCCCCACAAUAUGAUCGGCUUCAGGCCAUCGAUCGCAACACAAGGGAGUCAUCGAUCGCAACACAAGGGACGUAAGAGCAAUACUGGGACUGGACUUGGAGAGGGCAUUUGA
This is a messenger RNA of Rhipicephalus sanguineus (brown dog tick), 1452 nucleotides long. RefSeq lists its product as uncharacterized. NCBI's taxonomy places the organism in Eukaryota, Metazoa, Arthropoda, Arachnida, Ixodida, Ixodidae. The record is from RefSeq and is a predicted model, not a curated record. The coding region runs from base 1 to 1452 and encodes 483 amino acids. The transcript has a single exon. Gene Ontology annotation, molecular function: catalytic activity.